Adineta ricciae is the source of this 999-nucleotide messenger RNA. Lineage: Eukaryota; Metazoa; Rotifera; Eurotatoria; Adinetida; Adinetidae. The record is from the annotation of a GenBank genome assembly.
AUGAGUGUCAUGCACAUAGUUCUGUAUCUAUUUCUGAUCGUCGAAUGCUACUGUUCAUUCUUUGAUCCGGCAUACAUUUAUUCAGGUAUAGUUUGGAACGACACCGAUGGAAAAUCAAUACAAAGUCAUGCGGCUGGUAUUUUAAUUGAUCCGAAUGAUAAUUCUUACUGGUGGUACGGAGAAUCUCUUAAGACAUCGACGUUAGCUGAUCAUGGUGUUAAUUGUUAUCAUUCGAAAGAUCUUAUCAAUUGGAUCAAUAUCGGUGAAGUCCUCGGACAAAAACAAGUAGUCAUUCAAAAUCAGUCAGGUCCAUACGUGAUCGAAAGACCUAAAGUAGUAUGGAAUCCAUUGACGAAACUCUAUGUCAUGUGGUUUCAUCUUGAUAGUUAUGACUAUCAAUAUCGAUAUGCAGGUAUUGCUACUUCACCCACACCGAAUGGAAAAUUCACGUUUAUCGAUGCAUUCCAGCCAGAUGGUGUUCCAUCACUUGAUAUGAAUCUUUAUGAGGAUAAACGCAAUGGAGUAGUACAAGGUGUUUAUUUUGUUCGAUCUUGUAAUAACGAGUACGUUGGAAUAAGUAAACUAACUGAUGAUUAUUUGAACACAACUGGUAUUACAAGUCGAAUUGGAGAGCCGAGAGAAGGUCAUGCGAUAUUCUAUCGAAACAAUCGUUAUUAUAUGAUGACGAGUCAUUUGACUGGAUGGAGUCCUAAUCCAGCUGAACUUUUCGUCACCAACCAAGAUAAUUUACAGCAUGCGGAAUGGUCAUCGUUAGGAAAUCCCACUAAUUCGCCAACAACAUUCAAUUCUCAGUCUACAUUUGUUUUACCAUACCCUUCGCGAAAAUUUCCCGGAACGUUUGUUUAUAUUUAUAUGGGAGAUCGUUGGAAUGCUCCGGAAUUAUUGAAUGCUACCUAUAUAUGGUUACCAUUUACAUUCAAUUCCGAUACGAAUGUUACGUUAGAAUGGCAAGACAAAUGGGACUUAAACGAUUAUUAA